Manihot esculenta (cassava) is the source of this 1125-nucleotide messenger RNA. RefSeq lists its product as uncharacterized. Gene Ontology annotation, cellular component: chloroplast. The coding region runs from base 1 to 1125 and encodes 374 amino acids. Gene Ontology annotation, biological process: regulation of DNA-templated transcription; chloroplast organization. The record is from RefSeq and is a predicted model, not a curated record. The transcript has 2 exons. Gene Ontology annotation, molecular function: double-stranded DNA binding. NCBI's taxonomy places the organism in Eukaryota, Viridiplantae, Streptophyta, Magnoliopsida, Malpighiales, Euphorbiaceae.
AUGCGAUUUAAGCCAACUAUGUUUCGGAAAUACGACGACGUUCUGUUACUGAGGAAGUGGAACCUCCAUGUGAGAUGUGAGUGUGACUUCAGUAGGGUUUCUGCUUGCAACUUGGUGAUUUCUGCGUUUUUCUGUGCUGAAAUUGAAAAUUUGCUCGAUUCACAUAAGAAGCUUGCUUGGAAAAUAGACAAUGCUGUCUUAGUCCUAUCCAUUUUCAAGAACCUUGGAUGUUCAAAAUUCCAUAUUUCUUACAUCAUCUUAAAGUUGCCACGUAUUCUAGCAUCCAAUCCUGAGAGAACUAUUAUCCCCAAGCUUGAGUUUUUUCGCUCUAAAGGUGCUUCAAACUCUGAUCUUGUAAGAAUCUUCAGUUGCUGUCCUUGGAUAUUGGAAAGAGGCUUAGAAAAGCAAUUAGUUCCUUCUUUUAAUUUCUUUAGAGACUUGCUCCAAUCUGAUCAGAAAACCAUUGCAGCUGUUAAAUGUUGUCCUUCUAUUUUGCUUUGUCGUCUUGAAGCUAGAGUGAUACCUGUUAUCAACAUUUUGCGAGAAAAUGGAGUGCCUGAAGCAAAUAUUUUGCACUUGAUACGUUAUCACCCUAUGAAGCUUCAUACAAAUCCGGAUAACUUUAAGAAGGUUUUGGAAGAGGUGAGGCUGAUGGGAUUCAGUCCUUUGAAGGUUCAUUUUGUUCUAGCAAUCGUGGUACUGAUGGGAGUGAGAAAAUCCGUAUGGGAAAACAAGGUUGAUGUUUAUAAGAGGUGGGGUUGGUCUAAUGAAGAUGUUAUUACAGCUUUUGGAAAGCAUCCAUUUUGUAUGAGAAUUUCUGAUGAUAAGAUUAUGGCUGUAAUGGAUUUCUAUGUUAACAAAUUGGGUUUAGACUCUUCUGUCAUUGUCAAUUGUCCAGUGCUGCUUGCGCUAAGCUUGAAGAAAAGGAUUGUUCCAAGAGGUUCACUUAUUCAAUUUAUGUCAUCAAAAGGUUUGGUUAAAAUAGAUUCUCAUAUUGCUACACUUUUAAAGCAUUCAGAGAAAAAUUUCAUCGAAAAGUUUGUGAAUCGUUAUGAGGAAUCUCCUCAGUUGUUGAAGCUAUACAGUGAGUUGAAACAGCAAGGCGAGCAGCAACAGGAUUCAUGA